AAUCUUUAGGGAGGUCUUCAGCAGUUCUGGACCCCUAAGAAGUCCAGAUGGUUCUGUGUUUGGACCUGGUCUGUCCUGGUUUAAGACAGUAAUUGAACUUAUUGUUCUGGUUGUGGAAUAGUCAAGAUCCUACUGAUGUUUGGACCUAAGGAUUACCAUGAGCCGAAGGUCCAGAAGAGCCAGAUCUCUGUCAGUUUAUUGACAGAACCACUGAGAAGUCAGUCCUGUCCCUUCAGCUCUUCAAUCUGGACUCAGAACCCACCAGGACUCCAGGUUCUGAGUCCGCACUGAUCUUCUGAUCUAGUCUGCCACAUCCGACUGUGGGAAGUCGGAUGUGGCAGACUCCCCCAGCUGGCAAACUGAGCCCCACAACUCACAUAGAGGAGCAGUGGGAGGAGCAUCCCCCUCCCUCACAUACUUAUGUGGAGGCGCGUCGGCGCAGACCUGCAUCGCAGAAGCAGCAGCAGCAGCAGAAGACCGACACCCUGGAGCCCUGGUACUCCUACACCCACUGGUUCCCCAUGGCUUCAGGCCAUGUGAUGAAGGACGGCGGGCCAGAACCACCGCCCCCCCGCAUGCAACCGGCCAUGAUGAUGUUCUCCAGCAAGUACUGGUCCAGGAGGGGGAUGUCGCUGGACUCAGCCAUGUUUGACCACCGGAACCAGAACCUGCCGCAGCAGAAACACACUGGGGGGCAGAUGUCAAGGCGAACGUCCUUCUGUCCCAUCAAUGAGAGGCCAGACAAUGAGGCUGCAGAGGAUUCUGGGAAAACAGCAGUGGUCUUUUCUCUAAAGAAUGAAGUGGGCUGUCUGGUCAAAGCUCUUCAGCUGUUUCAGGAGAAGCGGGUCAACCUGAACCACAUCGAGUCCCGGGUUUCAAAGCGGGUUCCUAACGAGGUGGAGAUCUUUGCAGACUGCAACUGCAGUCAGAAAGAGUUUGAGGAGCUGCUGCAGUUUCUCAGAGACAACGUCAGUGUUGUGUCCACAAACACUCCAGCACACGUGUGGGCAGACGAUGCAGAUGAUGAAGACGUUCCUUGGUUUCCUAUGAAGAUCUCUGAGCUGGAUCAAUGUUCUCACCGAGUGCUGAUGUAUGGAUCUGAGCUGGAUGCAGAUCAUCCUGGUUUCAAGGAUGAGGUUUACCGCCAGCGCAGGAAGUACUUUGUGGAAGUGGCCAUGAAUUAUAAGUUUGGGCAGCCUAUCCCUCGUAUUGAGUACACCCCAGAGGAGGUGAGAACUUGGGGUGUGGUGUUCAGAGAGCUGAGCAAGCUGUACCCCACCCACGCCUGCAGGGAGCACCUAAAGAACCUGCCGCUGCUCACCAAACACUGCGGCUACCGAGAGGACAACAUCCCCCAGCUGGAGGACGUGUCUGUGUUCCUCAAAGAGCGUUCAGGCUUCACGGUGCGGCCCGUCGCAGGCUACCUGUCUCCUCGAGACUUCCUGGCUGGUUUGGCAUACAGAGUAUUCAACUGCACUCAAUACAUUCGUCAUGGCACCGACCCGCUCUAUACCCCUGAACCGGACACGUGUCAUGAGCUUCUGGGUCAUGUUCCUCUGCUGGCUGAUCCGAAGUUUGCUCAGUUCUCCCAGGAAAUCGGUUUGGCUUCUUUAGGAGCCUCGGAUGAGGAUGUUCAGAAACUGGCGACGUGUUACUUUUUCACAAUCGAAUUUGGACUCUGCAAACAAGACGGUCAUCUGAGGGCCUACGGAGCCGGACUGCUGUCCUCAAUCGGAGAGCUCAGGCAUGCUCUGUCUGACAAAGCCUGCGUGAGGAUGUUUGAUCCGAAGACGACGUGCAACCAAGAGUGUCUCAUCACCACCUUUCAAGAGGUUUACUUUGUCUCUGAGAGUUUUGAGGAGGCCAAGGAGAAAAUGAGGGAGUUUGCAAAGACAAUUAAGCGUCCAUUCUCUGUGUACUACAACCCGUACACACAGAGCGUGGACCUGCUCAAAGACACGCGCAGCAUCGAAAACGUGGUGCAGGACCUGCGCAGCGACCUCACCACCGUCUGCGACGCUCUGGGGAAGAUGAACACCUACCUGGGCAUCUGAAGCCCCACCCUCACAUGCUUCAGGAUUUAUGAAUGUCUCAAAGCAUCGCUCCUCAUCAUUUGUUCAUGUAUAACCUGAUGUUCUGUGAGUCCAAGACAGAACUCAAAGGUCCAGUCAAAAACCACUUCCUGCGUGGUGUGGAUGAAGUCGGUUAUGUGUUCCAAAGUAUGCAGGUGGAGAUCUGUUCUGCCUGAACAACCAGAACAUCCCUGGUUCUGCCCGUGGUUCGGGAUCAGGACGCAUAGUGGUUAGAUCUUACGUGUUUGUUUGGUUUUGAUUGUUGCCUUGCUCUGUUGUGUCAUGUUGUAUUUCUGUGAAGUGACUUCUGAACACUUUCUGCUGACCUGAACCAAUAAAAUGACCCUCUGGA
Oryzias melastigma (Indian medaka) is the source of this 2424-nucleotide messenger RNA. Its product is annotated as tryptophan 5-hydroxylase 2. Gene Ontology annotation, molecular function: iron ion binding; tryptophan 5-monooxygenase activity. The transcript has 11 exons. The record is from RefSeq and is a predicted model, not a curated record. Gene Ontology annotation, biological process: serotonin biosynthetic process; aromatic amino acid metabolic process. Lineage: Eukaryota; Metazoa; Chordata; Actinopteri; Beloniformes; Adrianichthyidae. Gene Ontology annotation, cellular component: neuron projection. The coding region runs from base 333 to 2054 and encodes 573 amino acids.